This is a messenger RNA of Micropterus salmoides (largemouth bass), 2059 nucleotides long. RefSeq names its product stonustoxin subunit beta-like. Gene Ontology annotation, molecular function: protein binding. The record is from RefSeq and is a predicted model, not a curated record. NCBI's taxonomy places the organism in Eukaryota, Metazoa, Chordata, Actinopteri, Centrarchiformes, Centrarchidae. Bases 648 to 1646 code for a protein of 332 amino acids. The transcript is spliced from 4 exons.
ACCGGAAGCAGGGGAACUUCCGGUGGCUAACAUGCUAACUUUUCCUUUACGUUACCGUGAGAUGCAGCCGGAGUUCAGCAGCAGAGCCUGCAUGUGAGGAUCAACGUGUUUAAGUGGACUCUGUUUAAACUUUCGGGAUGUUUCACCUCAGACUCAUCUCCUGUUAGCCAAGAAUGCUAAAGGAAGUUAGCUUGUUAGCAGGAAGUAGCCGGAGCCGGAGCUCGGCCUCACAGUCGGAGCAGCUUCCAUAGAGACCAAACUGUAUUUUUCACGGAGCCCAAAUGUCCAAAUGUCCAGAUAGAGCUGUCUGAAUAGACUCUGUGCUGUUCCCUUUAUCUGAACAUGUUUAACAUCUGAAUUAUCUCCCGCUGUCCUACGAAGCUAAUGCAGUUAGCUUAGCUUGCUAGCUGGAAACAGUCUGGAGGAAAAGCUGCUGUGAAUCAGUAAAAAUGUCUAAAGUGGAGAACGAGGAGGAACUUUGUGGUAUCAAAAACAUAUAGGCGAACAUUUCUUUACACGACCAGCUGAAAAUAACAAACUACAAACAGCUCCUGUAUCGAACAAUCAGAACUGCUGCUGCUCUGAAACAUUUGUGUUACAGUUUCCUUCAGGUCUAAAACACUGCCGGACUUUAGCAGGGAGCCACGAUGACGGCAAAGGACCUGUUGAAGACUCUCGAUGAUUUAAGUGAGGAGGAAUUCAAGAGGUUCAAAUGGUGUCUGAAGCAGCCUGAUUUCCUGGAAACCUACCAAACCAUCAAAGCCUCCAAUCUGGGGACGGCAGACAGGCUGGACACAGUGGAUCUGAUGGUGAACACCUAUGAACUUCAUGGAGCUCUGAUGGUCACCAAGAAGGUAUUAGAGGACAUACCCAGGAAAGACCUGGUGCAGAGUCUGCCAGAAACCUGCUCAGGACCAGAAGAAAAAGAGGAUCUGGAUGUGUUUGACCUGAAGAAAUGCUUUCCUUCAGUGGAGGCUCUUCUGAAGCCGCUGCCAGAGGUCAAAGCCUCCAACACAGCUCUGGUGGAGCCUGCUGGAGUCCGAUGGUCGAGACCAGGUCUGAGGAAGUAUUCCUGUGAACUCACAAUCGACACAAACACAGUACACAGAAAGAUCAAACUGUCUGACAACAACAGGAAGGCGAUAUGUGUGGAGGAGGAUCAGCCAUAUCCUGAUCAUCCAGACAGGUUUGACUGGUGGCGGCAGCUGCUGUGUAGAGAUGGUCUGACUGGUCGCUGUUACUGGGAGGUCAAGUGGAGAGGAGGAGUUUAUAUAUCAGUGAGUUACAGAGGAAUCAGAAGGAGAGGAAACAGUUAUCGCUGCAGGUUUGGAAAGAACAAUCAGUCCUGGAGUCUGAGGUGCUCUGAUGUUGAUGGUUACUCUGUCUGGCACAAUAACAGAGAAAUACCCAUCUCCUCCUCCUCCUCCUCCUCCUCCUCCUCCUCUGGUAGAGUAGCAGUGUAUGUGGACUGUCCUGCUGGCUCUCUGUCCUUCUUCAGAGUCUCCUCUGACACACUGAUCCACCUCCACACCUUCAACACCACAUUCACUGAACCUCUUUAUCCUGGCUUUGCAGUCUGGUUCAGGUCCGGUAAUGGAUUCUUUGUGUCCUCACCUGUUUCCUCAGUGUCUCUGUGUUCUGUGUAGGAGGGAGAGUCUCCUCUUGGUAGAGAACAGAUCAGUUGAGUCUGUACUCAGACCUGAACACCAUCCAACACCUUUCACUGCAUGAAAAGCAGGAUUUUCUGGUUGAGUGUACUGGAAGUUCCUGCAUACUGUCUCAAAGUGGGUCUUACAAGCAGCUGGAAAACAAAUUUUAGUUUAUAAUAAAUAAAUAGCAUAGAAUACUAAUAAUAGAAUAUACCACAGUAUUUGCCUAUUUAAAAUUAUGUGCCGUUUAGUCCAGUGUGUCCAAAUCUAGGUCUUAUAUAUUUGUAGCAUGGCUAAAACUUAGUUAUGAAUUUUAAUAGAUUUAUGAGAAUUAAUACCCAAUUAUGAAUUUUAAUAUUCAAAAAUUAAUAUUUAUUAAUCCAUAAAAAGCUCUCAUUUAAAAAGGGCAC